AGAGAGCGGAGCUCAGCGCUGUACAGCAGAUCAGGGAGUUUUACUGCAGACAUAUAGGCAAAAUACAGCGCACAUACAGUCGAAACAAAGACAAAAACAAAGAGAUGGCAGUCGAGAGGUAAUUAUGUGAACAUCUGCGUAAUGCAAAACUCACCUAAUGUAGUUUUAGGAUCACUGUUAAAGCCGUUUUGACGUUUAACUACAAAAUAACCUACUAGCUAGUAGCUCAUCAAGCCCUGCUUCGAAAAUACAGCAAAAAGAAAGAAAUGUCCUGCGAGAGACCGCUUCAAGAGCUUCCGUGUCUGAAUGAGAAUUUGGAGGGAUCCCUGCUGUGCAUGUCUCAGACGAAACGGAAGGAAAGGCCGUGCUAUGGUGAGGAGAAUACGCCGCACGAGCUCAUCCAGCACUGGUCGCCUCCUCGCAAGCAGCCCCGGCCCUGUGGCAAGGGCAAGGAGAAUGCUUUUGUGCUUGCCAGACGUCCCAGGAAAAGCAGAGAUUCAGCAGCUGGUCUGUGUUGGGACAGUCUCCCAGAUGAGCUCCUGCUGGGGAUAUUUUCUCGCCUCUCGUUGCAAGACCUCCUGAGAACCUCCCGCGUGUGUAAGCGCUGGCAUCGGCUUGCUUUUGAUGAGUCCUUGUGGCACAGUGUGGACUUGGUAGGAAAGGCUCAGUUAGAUGCAGAGCUUGGCCAGGUGCUCACCGCUGGAGUCUUGAGGCUGCGCUCUCCACAUGUCUGCAUUGGUCAGCCUGGCUUUAAAAAUGCAGAUCUUCUGCGUGUCCAGCAUAUGGACUUGUCCAGCUGCACCGUACAGACUUCUGUCCUGGAGGACAUCUUGUCCCGCUGCAGACGGCUGCAGAAUCUCAGUCUUGAGGGGCUGAUACUCUCUGACAGCAUACUACAUUCUUUAGCUCAGAAUGUGGAGCUGGUUCGACUGAAUUUGUGUGGCUGUGCUGGUUUCUCUCCUGAGUCCCUGGCUGAGAUGCUUCAGUCCUGCACCCAGCUUGAAGAGGUGAAUAUGUCAUGGUGUGACUUCAGUAGUCAGCAUGUUCAGGCCAUUGCUACCAACGUUCCAUCAAGUGUCACUCAACUUAAUAUCAGCGGAUACAGGCAAAACAUGACCAUGGAAGAUGUGAAGAACUUAGUGGAAAGAUGUCCAAAUCUCACAAAUUUGGAUUUAAGUGACAGUGUACUCGUGACUACGGACAGUUUCCCGUUCCUGCAGCAACUGUCCUCACUCAGGCAUUUGGCCCUGAGCCGCUGCUACCAGAUUCACCCAGCCGCCCUCAUACAUUUCGAGAAGUUUGAGAAGCUGCAGACCUUGGAGGUGUUCGGCCUGAUACAGGAUAGCUAUCUGCCCAUUCUCAGUAAAGGGCUGCCACAUAUACAGAUCAACACUCAGCCUUUUUCUAGUGUGGCUCGUCCUACUUCAGCUACAAGGAAAGACCGCACUCUAUGGGGAAUGCACUGUCGACUGGUAUACAAACCAUAACCUACAAACGCAGGACAGUUGAGAGGUGAAUUUUAGAAGGUUUCACAUGAUGAAUAGAUUUGAGUAAUAAUGUGUUAAAGGGAGUCCACUGGAAAGUUAUUUUUCAAGUGGCAUGAAAAUGUUACCUGUAGAUGUUUUAGGAAAAGUGGAAUUGUUUCAACAGGCCUAACUCCAUAUUCGCCCC
This is a messenger RNA of Colossoma macropomum (tambaqui), 1671 nucleotides long. It is a transcript of the gene skp2, whose product is annotated as S-phase kinase-associated protein 2, E3 ubiquitin protein ligase. Bases 267 to 1487 code for a protein of 406 amino acids. Gene Ontology annotation, biological process: SCF-dependent proteasomal ubiquitin-dependent protein catabolic process. Gene Ontology annotation, cellular component: SCF ubiquitin ligase complex. Gene Ontology annotation, molecular function: protein binding. The transcript has 10 exons. Lineage: Eukaryota; Metazoa; Chordata; Actinopteri; Characiformes; Serrasalmidae. The record is from RefSeq and is a predicted model, not a curated record.